AUGGAUGGGGAGACAGAAAAUGAGGUUAUGAAUAUCAGGAUGGUUUCAGCAGAGGCCUCCAAUGAGCAGGACAAUAUUUCUAUUAGGGUUAUUGGGAAUGGAGAGGAAGGUGUCCCGGCUGAGAUGGUUGCAUCAGAUCAUGAUGAAGAAAACUCUGAAAGCACUAAAGGGGCCCCUGUUGAAGAAGAAGGGGCCACACAUGAGCCAGAGGAGAACAAUGGAAACGAGUUCCCAGGUGUUGAUUACAUCACUACAAGGAAGGACUUGGAUGUGAAGAAGGAUGAAGUCAAGGAACAGCCAACAUCCCACGAGGAGAGUGUUAUUUUGGAAAUCGACAGCAACGUUGACCAUGAACCUCCCAGGCUGCAUCUCGAGGCCCCGGAGAGACACGGCAACAGUCCAACAAAGGAGGAAGACAAGGCUGACGAAGACGAAUCCAGAGAAGACAUCAGCUAUGAAGAGUCCACUCUGCUGCUCCAGGAGCUGUAUGAGGACAGAGAUAAAGCCCUCCAACAGCUCAGCCUGCUGCAGAUGAAGCUGGCAGAGUUCUUCAGCAAGAAGGCCGGGGACGACGUCCAGCUGGACGGGGACACACCGGUGUCAGAGCAGCUGCAGCGGUACGAGAAGAACAUUAACUUCCUGACCGACCUGAAGAAGCAGCUUGCCGCCGAUUUAGAGACGGCUCAGCAGCAGGCGGAGGAGCUGAGGUUUAAGUCCCAAGACAAGCUGGACAAGGUGGAAAACGAAUGGCGAGCUUUGGCUGCGCUGAAGCAGAAUGUAGCUGUGGCAGCACUGAGCCGAUGUCUGGGUAAACAAGCCGCUCGGGCCAAAGUGGAGGCAGCCUUUGCAACGGAGACGCAGCUGCAGCAAGAGCUGAUCAAAGUGCGCCUUAAGCAUAUCAAGCUGAGGAUCAGGACUCAGCGGCUGGUGGCAGAGCUCCAUGAGGAGGAAGGACAUGCCAGGGACCCCCUACAUCUCCAGUUUGAGAAGCUGCAGGCGGAGAAGCUGGAGCUGAGAAAACACACUGAAAAGCAAAACGAGGAAUCGUUUAAGAUGCAGAGAAAGAUCAGCAGCAGCUUGGAGCUCCUGUCAAACGUGAAGGAGAAGCUGUUCUGGAGCCAGAUGGAGGUCCAGGCCAAGCGAGAGCAGCUGGCCAAGGUGGAGGCCAUGGGGGCCAGGAAGAGGGACCUCCUGACCAGGACUAGGCGGACACGCAACGGCCUGCUGAGAGACAACCUGAAGCUGAGGGAGCACAGUGGACUGCUGGGGAACAGGGUCCUGCUGCGGGACUUUGAGGACACGGUGGAUGUCUCCGACCACCUGAAAGGACAACUUGAGGAUCUGAAGUCCCGACAAUCCGAGAUCGUCUUCAGUUGUGGCAGACAGAAGAAGAAGCUGGAGACAACUUCAUGAGUGAAUGAAUGAAUAACUGAAUUAACAUCUUAAAGUGAUCAGACUAUACAAUAUCAGCCUGAAAAAGUCACGUUAAUGAGCAUCUUUUUUGGUAGUUCUAUCUCUUAUAAUGUGUUUAACCAGAUAAAAUCUACUGAGAGAAAAUGUAUUUUGCAAUGAGGAUCAGCCCUAAAAGGCAGCAAAGUUUAAUGUUGACAUUGUUGAUUUCAUACAUAGGAUUGAACAAAAACAAAACAAUACAUAACAGAGUAAAAAUUAAAGUCCACUGAUGAACAACAUUUACACAGUAGUAGUAGUAAACAAGUGUUUGAUACAAAUAGACAAAAAGGCUACAUGGAAAGACAAAAUUGUCCUGCACAAAACUGUGCAGCUGUUUUCUUCUGUGUGUAUUGUUAUGCGCCAAACAUUAAGGGAAAUUACUUGUGUGUGAAAAGAAACCUACUUUGCUACAAACCUGAUUCUGACGUCUCCCUCUUUUUUCCCCACAAUACCUGACACUGGAACAAGACAAUGU
This is a messenger RNA of Anoplopoma fimbria (sablefish), 1927 nucleotides long. It is a transcript of the gene cfap184, whose product is annotated as coiled-coil domain containing 96. NCBI's taxonomy places the organism in Eukaryota, Metazoa, Chordata, Actinopteri, Perciformes, Anoplopomatidae. Gene Ontology annotation, cellular component: ciliary basal body; axoneme. The coding region runs from base 1 to 1413 and encodes 470 amino acids. The transcript is spliced from 3 exons. Gene Ontology annotation, biological process: cilium assembly. The record is from RefSeq and is a predicted model, not a curated record.